AUGUCCACUCCACCUUCUCCCAAAAUCUUACACCUUCUCCCCAAUGAACCCACAAAUCCCCCUCAGUCCCACCCAAAAUCUCAAAUCCGAAUAUACACCCGUCCUCAGCUGCUCGCCCUCCACAGCUCUCCACUCGUCAAACUUCCACCAAACAUGCCUGAGCUGAAGCAUUGGUUUGGCUCUGAAAAUGAGCAAAUGCUUUCCAAGAAGGAAUCAGAGCCCCCAACUUCUGCUACGGCAAGAGAACGACGAGGAUGGAGGUUUCUAUUCCCUUCCCCCUCUCUGAUUUUCGUCACUCACACCUCUCGUUUCCUAGAUGCCUCUUCUCGACCGUCUUUUCGUUCAACACUUUCUCAGCCUUCGCAGAUGGGUAACUUCAAGCACCAGUCACUUCGCGACAGAGACAAGGACCGCGAAAAAGAUGGAGAGAAAGAACGAGAGAGAGAGAAGGAUGGUCAUGAACGUCUGCGGCAUCUAUCAGAUAAAUAUGACAGAGAUCGGCUUGCUCUUCCUAUGUCCAAUUCUAGGGGUAAAGAAAGAGAUACGGCACCACACUUGGUUGCCACAGCCUCGAACAGGGCAACCACCCAACCGCAGUCUUCAAAUUCCGCUUCUCGACGUGCGGAAAUCAGGGAAGCUGCCAAAAAGAAAAUUGGCGAAGCAAGCGAAGACUGGAGAAGAGGUGCUGAGCCUCCACGCAAUGCUCGAGAAGAUCGGUCCGAUACUAGCCGCAAGGAACGCGACGAACGCGCUCGUUCUCGGCCUCGCGACUCUUCAAGGAUUAGGCGCGAUCCCUCUAUCUCUGCAAAAGAGCAGCGAGACCGUGAGGAUGGGCGGGAAAGAGGGUCACGAGCGGACCGUGGUCGAGAUGACCCACGGCGAGAGAAGGAGGAUAAUGGACGCGACAGAGAUUUAGAGAAAGAUUUUGAUGAUGAUCCCCGUCGCUGGCGGGAUGAUGGCAAACGCGAUGAGAGGAUGGCGGCCAAACGAGGCGAACGUGAUCGGGACCGCGCACGUGAUAAACCCGUUCAUGAACAGGGUGGAUCAAGUGAUCGUCGUUGGACUGCAGGUGAAGAUAGAGAUGGACGUUAUAAACGACAACCAAUGCGCGACAAACGGGAAGACGCCAAAGAAAGAGAGGACCGGGGGGGCCGAGAUCGAGAGAAAGAGCCUGCCUGGAUGGAUACCUAUGUUCCCAGCGAAACAGGACCAGGCAUACUUGGUGGCAAGGGAGACGCCGGCGAGCUCGACGGGAUACAGGCUUGGAAGAGGGGUAUGAAGGAGAAGGAAGAGCAGGAAAAGGCAUCUUCGGGCUUUCUUGAACAAGAGAACGUAUCGGCGGCUCCAGAGGCGGCUGAGAAACAGCUGGAUGAAAUUCAGUUAUUCAAGUUGAUGAUGAAGAGGGAGGAAAGCAAGAGAACACAAACAGAUAGCGGAACAAAUGACCUACCGGCUUCAACAUCCGCAGAAGGCACUUUUUGUUCUUAUCAAGGUUUUCUUCAAACUAAUUGGUCUUUUUUUUACUCCGUAGCUCCCACUGCGGAAGGUCAAGAUAAAGCUGAUGCACAGCAGCCUCGGCUUACACUUCCGUCCCGUGCUGCUUCCCAUCAAACUGGUCCUCCGACAAUCAAGUCUGAUGUCAUCCAUCAGUCCCAGACGUUUACAAGCACCGAGGAGAUUCCCUCUAACCAGCUGAACGUUGCACCUGUCCAGCCAGAUAGCCUCGUUAACACAGAGCAACGCUUGUCCGAAGCUUCCCAACCUGCUUUCAAUCCUCCUGCUGGCUCUCGUCUUCUCGCGUUUGCUCGUACGGCGGCCAAAUCUCCUGCAACACUUGGCCAAAUUGGCAACGGCCAGCCCCAGAACGGCACUGUGCAAUCUCCCGAAGCAGAUCAUAUUUCCCGCCAAGGAUUUCUGAAGCACGAGCAGCCUAGAGCUACAUCUGGCUUCUCGCCUUUCGAAAAUCAAAGCCGCCAAACAUAUCUCAUAGACGAAGGCCGGCACCCAGGGAACUCUACAAACUUUCCCGAUAUUCCUCACAGAGAUCGUCCUUCCUUUGCUCCCCAAUUCGAGCAUACACCCACUGAGUCUAAUGCAAAUGGAUAUGUUUCGGCCAAGGGCAGUCGAUUUGCCAAAUUCUUUGACGGCAAAGGACGAGAUCCCUCCGCAACCCAGACCAAACCACAGACGCCGACCGGCUUUUUAUCACCAUCCCCAAGUCUCGGUCAGAGGCAGGACCAAAGUGGUUUCAAUGGUUUGCAUGGCAAUCACAAUGACCCCAGAACGAUGGAUGACCUUUUUGCAAUGCUAAGCAACUCAUCCCAGGCUCAUGGAGGAGGGGCUAUCAAUCACCCUAUCUCGCUAUCAAACAUACCCCCCAACGUUCAGUUUAAUCCCCAGGGACAGAACAACAUACACCUAAUUCAACAACAUCAGCACCAACAACAGCUUCAGCCCAAUAAUCGUAUGGAACCUCUAUACGAAAGUCGUCUGGAUGAUCGUAAUUUUGUGCCUGACGGAAUGGUGCCUGGCCUUCGACCAGCACCUCCACCCUCUCGAGGUCGUGAUAACGGAGGGCCGUUCCCCGAAGCAAUUGACGAGGCCAUGCAGUACAAUUUGCAGCGUUUGGCCCAGCAGCGAGGGCUUGAGGCUUUGUACUCAGUCCCAACGCCGUCUGUUCAUAACCAACACAGCGGGAGAGGCAGUGGAUUGCCGUUGCAGCAACCCCAUUUUCGAGGCGCCCCAUCCCCAAACACAAAUCAACAAAACGCUUUGCAGAGUAAUCAUCAGCAACGGCUACCUCCUGGGUUGGCUAAUUUGGGUGGGCGUCCGCCACACGAGCCUUCUCAAUUCCUUGGUAUUCCUGGUAUCUCCGGUGCGGGCCUUCACAAUAACAUCCACACCAAUGGUCCGUCUCCCCAUCAGCCCUCGUUCAAUAAUUUCACUUCGGGCGGGAAUCUUGGUUUCGGUGGUCCACAGAUUCGUGCAACUUUUCCGGGAGGACACCAGACCUCAAAUACUCUCCAUCCACAUGCCAGCAAUAUUGAUCCUCGCUUGGCGAACCAAAGUCUUUUGGGAAAUAAUAUCGGUACUCGCGGAGUUAACCCCGGGUUUCUGCCUCAACAAGGCCCUAGUGCACAGCUGCAAGGUCCUCACCUGGGAAUGCGCCCACAACAACAACCUCAUCUGCUUCCUCAUAUGAUGCCGCACCUUCUUCCCCCUCACCUCCAACAGCAAGGGCAUCCUGGCCCCAAUGAUUUGAUGGCGUUACUCUUGAGUGGGUCUCACAGAGACUGA
Molecule: messenger RNA, 3297 nt
Organism: Laccaria bicolor S238N-H82
Lineage: Eukaryota; Fungi; Basidiomycota; Agaricomycetes; Agaricales; Hydnangiaceae
Exons: 8
Coding region: 1-3297 (1098 amino acids)
Source: RefSeq, a predicted model, not a curated record